CUCCCCGUUAAAACGUUACCCGGUUGUGUGUGAAACGAUUUUUAGGUUAUCUUCAGUUUAUAAAUAAAUCUUACGCCGUUACAAUCGAUCUCGAUCGCAUCAGCAGAGUCCCUUUUUCAGCUGUUAGUUCUGAUUCAUAAUUAUGCUAUAAAGUAAACAUGAACUAUUUAAUAUUCCUGGUUUCUUCAGUCUAUUUAUUUGGCUGUGCCUUUACCGCACUUCCUCCUGUUCAAUAUCUGGAAGCGGAAAGAGCCAUCAGCUUCAGUCCGGAUCGGUCAAGAAUUUACAGGCCGGAGCUGCGCAUCUACUGCCAUCGAGGGAAAGAAAAAAAUCUCGGGCAAGUUUUUCAAACAAUCGUUCUGAACUUUGACUGCGAUCACGAAGAUUUUACUCAGUACGAGGGCGGAACUCCGGAAGAGGUGCGCUCCCACCAUGAAACCGAAAACACCAUAUUCUCCUUCAACCUGCUUUCGAACAGCCGUAAGCGGGUCAUCAAACUGGAUCCGUUCAAUCAGACCUGCAUCGGUGUCGUUUCCGGUGAGUCCUACAGCGUUCGGUUGAGCUUAAUUCGAAUUGACUUCUGGCGGGUGCUCCAGCUGGCCGUCGGCAUCGUGGUUUUCCUGGCAUCGGCCAAGUUAAGCAACAAUGCCAUUUUUUACUAUAUCUGUGGAAUGUUCCUGGGAGUGUUUGCUAGCUUCCUGGUGAUGGUCUACUUGGCCAGCAAACUGUUCCCUCGAAAACCGAUGAUGUAUGGAGUCAUGUUGGGCGGCUGGACAUUGGGAAUAUAUUUUGCCCAGAUAUUGUUCGACAAUUUGAGGCUGAUAUUUAUGACUUAUCAGAAAUACGUAUUUUGGUACAUUUUGGUGACUGGCUUUAUAAGUUUCGUUAUUUGCUAUCGAAUGGGUCCACCGAAGAAUCAACGUAGCAAAAACCUCAUAAAAUGGAGUCUGCAGCUGGCUGCGUUGGUGGCAAUUUUUUUCUCAUCUGCCUUCCGAGAGGCAAGCACAGGAGUCUGCAUAGCGAUAGCAUUGUUUUACUACUUUCCCCGGAGUUUGCUGUAUCGUCUAAGAGCCUUCUACAGGCGUCGUUUUCCCCCGGAGCGACGAUUUCUCACCAACGAAGAAUAUUACGAGCAAGGUGUCCGGGAGACAACAAAAGCCCUGGAUGAGCUGAGGGCCUACUGCAGCAGUCCAGAGUGCAAGCAAUGGAGCACGGUACUGAAACUAAAGGAUCCAGCUCGAUUUGCUUCAUUCAUGGAAGGAGAUUCCCACUUGAUGGACAGUGAAAUUCUAGAGUAUGAAACGUCCAAUAUUGCUGCGGAUAUCAGUGACGAUGACGAGGACCAGCUGGACGGAAACGAUGAACGCGAGAACGCACCCCGUCUAGAGGACGAUUCAGAAGACGAAGAUGUUCAGCGCUAUCGGGGGCUGCAGAACGGAAAGUCGUACCCAUCGACCAGUACGCCCACCACAAGUUCGGUAAUCCGGAGAUCGCUGCGUCCAAGCAGCCGCAGUCGUAGCAGGCAACCUCCGCCAAAACCCUCGGCACCACCGCAGGUUGAGUUCAGUGAAGAUGAAGACUAAUUGGAAGCGUGAUAUUUCACAAGAAAUUGUAAAUUUCAUUACAUAAAAUAACUACCUUCAUCCGAGAAUUUCAGAGCAUUCAUGAUAAAAGAAGGAAAUAUUUAAACAAAAAAAAUGUACCAUAGGUCUCAAAUUUUCUUCUGAGCUUCGAUAUCGAAGAACGGACCUAUUCACAAGACUAUCUACAAUUGCUCAUGUGGACAGAUUAACAAGGGCUUUUAAAACUGUUAGUACGUAUCAAUAUGGUAAAGCAGAAAAAACAAACUAAGUAGGAUUUUUGCCAAAAAAGGAGCAACGAUAGACGUGUGGUAAGCAUAACAUUAAUUCAAUACUACCCAAAACCGUUAGUUAAGCAACUGUCCCGAUCCUAAUUUAUUGAAAUUAUUUUGACUUCGUUUUUUUUUUAAUCUUAAGUAGGUAGGUACGUACAAUUUUAAUGCAUCAUGUCGCUUGGCCCCUCGAUACUUAAACACAAUCCUCAUUUCAAAUCUGAACUAUUUUUAGAAAUGUGUAGAAAAUUUAAUUUUAAUUUAACGGAAACCGAAUAAUUUUUCUAGCUGUUAAAAAUGCAUUCAAAACAAAUUUGAUUAAAUUAGUUUAGGAUAAAGGAAAAAUAAAA
Uranotaenia lowii is the source of this 2202-nucleotide messenger RNA. RefSeq names its product nuclear envelope integral membrane protein (gene Nemp). NCBI's taxonomy places the organism in Eukaryota, Metazoa, Arthropoda, Insecta, Diptera, Culicidae. Gene Ontology annotation, cellular component: nuclear envelope. The transcript is spliced from 3 exons. The coding region runs from base 159 to 1583 and encodes 474 amino acids. The record is from RefSeq and is a predicted model, not a curated record.